CUCAUAUUCAGUUCAAUGCUUUCCUUCAAAAGAACGACGAGCAGCCGAUCAUUUGCUCGUUUGUCUCCACAGAACUCAGAAAUGAAAUCGAAAACUGGCUUCUUAUUUUUAUUUCCGCUAAUUUUGGCGCUGAGUGAACUCGUUUUCCAGUCCGAUUCAGCUCAACAACCUUUCCGGCGAGACCCCGGUCAUCCUCAGUGGCACCACGGAGCUUUUCACGAUGUCCGAGACAGUGUCCGAUCCGAUGUCCGCCGCAUGCUCCACACACGUGCCGAGGUUCCGCUUCAGGUACCGUUGGAAGUGAAUGUAGUAUUGAUUGGGUUUAGUGGCGAUGGUGGUUAUAGAUACUCCUUAGAUACUCACAAAUUGGAGGAGUUUCUUAAAGUUAGCUUUCUGACUCACAGACCGGCAUGUCAAGAGACAGGAGAUCCUCUUGAUAUUGAGCAUCACAUUGUCUAUAAUGUUUACCCUGCUGGACAGCCUGAAAUGAUAGCUAUUGAGAAGGCACUGAAAGAGGCAAUGGUUCGAUCUGGGACUGCUAGAGAGGCUGAGUUUGGACGAGAGGUGCCUGCAUUUGACGUAGAAGCGACAGCUGUGGAGCCAAUAUUUCGUAGGCUGUAUUCCUACAUAUUUGACAUGGAAAAUGGUGAAUUUUCUGCUGGAGAGAUGGAUAGACCUGUACCCAGUGCUAUAUUUAUUGUCAACUUUGAUAAGGUCAGAAUGGACCCUAGAAACAAAGAAAUUGAUCUCGACAGUCUAAUGUAUGGAAAAAUUUCCCAGCUGACUGACGAGGACUUGAAAAAACAAGAUGGAGAUUAUAUUUAUCGUUAUCGGUACAAUGGAGGUGCAGCAUCUCAAGUUUGGCUUGGCUCUGGCAGAUUUGUUGUGAUCGACCUCUCAGCAGGCCCUUGCACAUAUGGAAAAAUCGAAACCGAAGAGGGGAGUGUAAGUCAUAGAACAUUGCCACGAAUUCGGAACAUGAUGUUCUCAAGAGGUUGGGGUGGUGCAUUCGGUGAUAAGACCAGCCAUGAUAUUUUUGUUGGACAACUUGCCAGCUUGAUAUCAACCACUAUUGAGCAUGUAAUUGCUCCAGAUGUUCGGUUUGAGACUGUUGAUAUGACAACAAGGUUGCUUAUACCAAUCAUCGUCCUCCAAAACCAUAAUCGGUAUAAUAUUAUGGAAAAGGGCCAUAAUUACUCCAUAGAUGUUGAAGCAAUAGAAAGAGAGGUGAAGAAACUUGUUCAUGAAGGGCAAGAAGUAGUGAUAGUUGGGGGCUCACAUGGAUUGCAUCGUCAUGAGAAGCUGGCUAUUGCUGUGUCUAAAGCUAUGCGUGGCCAUUCUGUGCAAGAAACAAGAAAGGAUGGGCGUUUCCAUGUUCAAACAAAGACAUAUUUAGAUGGUGCCAUGCUUAAAGAAGAGAUGGAGAGGUCUGCUGAUGUGUUAGCUGCUGGUUUACUUGAAGUGGCGGACCCAUCCCUUUCGAGUAAAUUUUUCCUUCGCCAGCACUGGAUGGAUCAUCCAGAUGAUUUAGGUGAUUCGAUUCUGAAGCAUAAACCCCUCUGGGCUACUUAUGGUUCCAAACUGGGCAAGGAUAAGAAGAAAAAGAAAAUACCAAAGAAAGAAGGGAAUCUGUACCGAACUUAUGGGACAAGAGUUGUUCCUGUCUUUGUGCUUUCAUUAGCUGAUGUGGAUCCACACCUUAUGAUGGAGGAUGAAAGCCUUGUCUGGACAAGUAAAGAUGUUGUCAUAGUACUUGAGCAUCAAAAUGAAAAGAUACCGCUGAGUUAUGUGUCUGAAACUGAGAGAAGGCAUGCCUUUCCAUCACAGGCACAGCGCCAUAUAUUAGCAGGGUGUGCUUCUGCUGUGGGUGGACUGAGUGCUCCAUAUGAAAAGGCUUCUCAUGUACAUGAAAGGCCAGUUGUGGAUUGGCUCUGGGCGACAGGUUGUCAUCCGUUUGGACCAUUUGCUAAUACUUCUCAGAUCAGUGAAAUACUCAAGGAUGUAGCAUUGAGGAACACAAUUUAUGCUCGUGUGGAUUCAGCACUUAGAAGAAUUCGAGAUACAUCAGAGGCUGUUCAAACGUUUGCCUCAGAAUAUUUGAAAACCCCGCUUGGUGAGCCUGUAAAGGGCAAAAAGAACAAAUCCACCACUGAACUAUGGUUGGAGAAGUUUUACAAGAAGACAACUAACCUGCCUGAACCUUAUCCACAUGAAUUAGUUGAUCGGUUGGAGAAGUACUUAGAUACCCUCGAGGAACAGCUUGUUGAUCUGUCUUCCUUGUUAUAUGACCACCGGCUACAAGAGGCACAUUUAAAUAGUUCAGAAAUCCUUCAGAGUUCCAUGUUCACCGAGCAGUAUGUAGAACGUGUAUUGGUCGGUGAGAAGGAGAAAAUGAGGUGCUGUGCUAUUGAGUACAAAUACCCAGUUCAGUCUUCCCAAACUUUAAUCUACGGGGGAAUUCUUAUGGCUGGAUUUAUCGUAUAUUUUCUUGUCAUUUUCUUCUCCUCCCCAGUUCGUUGAUGUCAAAUCCAAAUAGCCAAGGAGGAAUUGCUUAGCCUAGUGAGAUUGUUGUGAUUAUGGCCUCUUGAUUGCAUGUUCUAACAUGUUGUGUCCAUAAUCUACAUGUAGUUGAAGAUUCAAAAUUUUGUAACAUAAAAUGGUAUAGAAUUUACAAACAAAAGUUUUCGACCAAUCUUGCAGAAUAUUUUUAGGCUCGUCAAAAGCAAAAGAAAUUCAGGUUUGUUCUCUAA
Molecule: messenger RNA, 2750 nt
Organism: Mangifera indica (mango)
Lineage: Eukaryota; Viridiplantae; Streptophyta; Magnoliopsida; Sapindales; Anacardiaceae
Exons: 16
Coding region: 16-2520 (834 amino acids)
Source: RefSeq, a predicted model, not a curated record